GUGACUGGUGCCUCCCACAUCUGUGGACAGCAUCUGCCUCAUUAUCGCCCUCCACGUGGAGCCAGCCCAAAGCAGUGUUGCUGCACAUCACGUGGGAUGAAGGGCUGAAAGCUGCCUCCUCUUGCAGGCUGGCUUCCAAGAUUGCACCUUCUUCUUCUCCUGCGCUUCCUCCAAUUCGUAUGACCUUCCAAGACAGAGCUGACCCGCUCAGGGACCAGGACGAUGCAGCCAGCAACACAGUUCCACUUCACCAACCAACUGUCAUCCUGCGGGCGGAACUUCUUCCAGCCCCAGCUCGCCCCGAGUCUCCCAAACAAAACGGAGACCCCGAUCCCACAGCCCCGACACGAGCUCCCUAAGUCCAAGGAGCGUCUUCCGCCACAGCCGGCCACGGACAAACCAUUGCCCCGCCGUAUCCCCCGCCUCCGGGCCGUGGUGGAGAGCCAGGCCUUCAAGAACAUUCUGGUGGACGAGAUGGACAUGAUGCACUCCCGAGCGGCCACCCUCAUCCAGGCCAACUGGAGGGGUUACCAGCUCCGGCAGAAACUGGUGUCGCAAAUGAUGGCCGCUAAGGCUAUUCAGGAAGCCUGGAGACGUUUCCACACCAGACGGAUCCUCCGGUCCAGCAGGUCAGGAGCCAAGGCCAAAAAACCCAGCGCCGUGGAGGAGGGGGACAUUCCCUACCACCCUCCCCAGCAGGUGCGGUUCCAGGGAGAGAAACACCUCCCACACCAGCCCCUCAUGGUGAACAAGGAGACCCAGUUCCCUUCCUCCGACAGCCUGGCUGUUCUGCAGCCCCCAGCAGGUCAGCACCCUCCAGAGUCCAGCACGCAGGCCCCGCGAGCUGCCGGUGGCCCUGGGGUCACCUUCCUGCCACACCAGACACAUGCACUCAAAUUCCCAUGUCCGCUGAGUCUCAAUGCCAAAUACCAGCCGUGCGUGUUGACCAGAACCAUCCGCAGUGCCUGCAUGGUUCACAUAGAGGGAGAUGCGGUGAAAACCAAGCACGUGACCGCCAAAGGCAACAGGUUGGGGUCCCCAGAGCCACCACCGCCCGGAAGGUCUGGCCAGGCUGUUCCUGGAUCAGUCAAGACCCAAACCCAGGCUCACACAGAAGCAGAGAUCUUUAAAGUCCCAACCCAGAUAAGCCACCCAGUGCCCGUGGUGACCAAGACCCCCGCCCACAUGAAUCCGGUAACCAUGACGACCAAGACGCCACUCAAGACAUGCCCGGUACCCAUGACAACAGCCAAGACCCCCACGCAGCUACAACCCACAGCCUCGAUGACCAAUCAUAGCCCACCUCCGACACGCCUGGGAGCCAUCAUGGGGAAAAUUCCACCCCAGGUAGGCCUGCUGGCUUCCACGAUCAAGUCCCUACCCCAGACGCGUCCGGUGGCCACCGCCACCAAGCCGCCACCCCAGACGUCCCAGGGACACGCGCCCAGAUCGACCAUGGCGAAGACGUCACCCCAGGUGUGUCUGACCGUCACCACGACCACGACCACCACCCCACUGCAGACGUGUCCGGGGGCCACUAUGUGUAAGACGUCAUCCCAGACGUGCCCUGUCACCUCGAUGGCCAAGCCCCCGCCCCAGACGCGUCUGGCCGCCAUGAUAAACAAGACGCCUGCUCAGAUCCGCUCAGUGGCCGCUGUCCUUAGGACCCUCUGCAUGCCUCCUCCCGUGGUGGGGAACAAGACUGCACCCCCCGGAGCUCUGAGCACCCCAUCGCCCAUCCAAACGAUCACUCCCAAGGCCAAAGCUGCAGCGACUGCGAAGCAGGCCAUGGGGACAGCCAAAGUCCCCUCUCGCUCUUUCCUGGCUGAGGAGACGGUCAAGGGGCUCCCCUCGCCCCACCCGGGCCCCAUGGCGAAGGGUAUAGCCAAGCCUCUGGAAACUGAAAAAACCAAGACGUGUCCACAGAAACAGGUCAAAAUGGCGGCUGGGUCAAAAAGUAACACGACAAUAGAAAUGGCCCGGCCGAUGUCCUGGACCAAAGUCGUCGAAAGAGACCACAGAUUUCUAACGCAGACGCAGGUGCAGCCGGAUGUCCUUAAGAUCCUCUCCCGGACAUCCGUGUCUAUCGAAACAGCCGUGGCCAUGCCUCAGGCCCAGAUGGCCACGUGCCUGACCAAGAGUCUGCCCCAGGUCCAGAUGGCCGCCACGGGAACCAAGGCCUCGUCCCAGGCGCGUCCACUCAUGGGACCCAACACAGCCCAACCGCAGCAUAAGACGUUGUCUCCCCAGGCAUGUUCAGUCGCCCAGCAAACAGAGACCCUGUCGCGGGCCCAGCUGGCCACAUCGCACCCCACAGUCUCGUCCUCGGCCCACCCACCUGCCAAGCUGACCACGUCUCUGCCUGGGGCCCCAUUGGCCACGUCCCAGGUGUGUCGGUCUGCCGAGCUGACCACAGCGCCGCUGCAAGCCCAUGUGGGCACGUGUCCAGCCCGGGCCUCGUCCCAGUUCCAUGCACCCAGCAAGCUCGCUAAGGCCCCGUCUCUGGCUCAGCUGCUCACGUGUCUGACAAAGGCCCAGUCUCAAGUACAUCCCUCCACCGGGCUUCAGAAGGCCCAAUCGCAAGGCCAGUUGGUCACAGAUAUGGCCACAGGCUUCUAUGUGGCCCACCAGUUGGCCGAUCUUACCAGCAAGACACAGUCCCAGCCGCUCCUCGCUGGGGCUAGGGGACCCACCCAGCCUCACCCCAAAGCAGAAGAAAGGCUGAAUCAGCGGCAGUCCCAAGGCCACGUGCAGGCCAAAGCCACCCAAGGCCCGUGUCCAGCAGCCUCGGAGACCCAAGGCCUGAUGGUGCCUCUGCUGGUGACCGCUGGGCACACCACAUGCAAUGUCGAAUCCUGGGGCGACAACGGGGCCGCGAGGGGCCAGCCGUCGGGGCCUAGCCAGGCCACGUCUUACCAAGAGGAUGUGGCGGCCUCUCAGGUGGCCUCCCUGUGUGCCGAACUUGUCUCCGUGCUAGGUUCCCAAGAGGAUCUCCGUGCCCUGUUGGCCAAAGCGCUCUCACAAGGAGAAGUCCGGGCGGCCUUGAACCAGGCCCUGUCCAAGGAGGUUCUGGGAGCCACCCUGGCCAAAGCCUUACCUCCGGGCUUGCUGGGCAUGGCGUUGGUCAAGGCACUGUCCUGGGGCGAAGUGGGCAUCGCCCUGUCCCGAGCCCUGUCCCGAGGUGAGCUCACCAAGACCGUGCAGAGCAAAAUGGCCGAGGUGCUCACCAAAACUCUGACGGAGGACGAGCAGACGGCCCUGGGUCAGGCCCUGAGCCAAGGGGAGCUGGGCGCCAUCUUGAAUCAGUCUCUGCCCCAGACGGCCCUGCGGACUGGCACCGUUCUCCCCAAAGCCACCUCGAAAGCAGCAAAGGGAAGCUCCGUGACUGUCGUACCACCCCCGGCAGAGGUGGCCUGCAGGGGGGUUUCGUCCACCCCAUGGGGGCCGGCCCUGGGACCCGGGAGAUUGCAGAUGAGCAAGGGCCCCGGGGACACUAGCAUAGCCAGUGGCCAAGUGUGGAACGCAGCGGCCCCCAAUGUAGCAGUCAGUCCCAUGGACCACGCGGCCACUCCCCGGGAGCCGGCCAGGGCCACCGUCCCGUGGGCCGCCGGGGGCAGAGAGGCGGCGGUGGAUCGCAGGCAGCCGGGAAGCCUGGUGCGCACCACCACCGUGGAGGAACUGAUCAUCCGGGCGGUGACCGUCAUCCAGGCGUCCGUGCGUGGAUAUUUGGUGCGCCGCACCGUCAGGGUGUGGCACCGACGGGCCACCAUCAUCCAAGCUACCUGGCGUGGCUACUGCGUGCGGAGGAACCUGGCCCGGCUCUUUAAAGCCGCCACGAUCAUCCAGGCUUUCUGGGGUUCUCCGCAGCAGCCGCAGCAGCAAAACAAAGCCGCCACCGUCAUCCAGGCGGCCUGGAGGGGGUGCAGGGUCCGCCGGCGGCUGAGACAGCAGCAGAUGGCCGCCAAGAGGGUUCAAGCCACCUGGCGAGGCCACUACACACGGAAUUGCCUGACAACCCACGCGCUCCUGGGACCAAUUGGCCAGUGGGACAGUCCCCCGCAGUGUUGGCCGGGCGUCUAG
This is a messenger RNA of Tupaia belangeri chinensis (Chinese tree shrew), 4080 nucleotides long. RefSeq names its product IQ motif containing N (gene IQCN). Lineage: Eukaryota; Metazoa; Chordata; Mammalia; Scandentia; Tupaiidae. The record is from RefSeq and is a predicted model, not a curated record. Gene Ontology annotation, molecular function: protein binding. The coding region runs from base 223 to 4080 and encodes 1285 amino acids. The transcript is spliced from 5 exons.